GUGUGUGUGUGUGUGUGUGUGUGUGUGUGUGUGUGUGAAGGGGGAGGAGUCAGCAGCAGACAGAGAGUCAGUGUCGGAGGAGGAGAGCGGCAGCAGGAACCGGACAGAGCGAUCACACCUGGACGCAGCUGGACUCUGCUGGACAGGUCGAACCGCUGCGAUGAUUUACAGCCACGCGGACGAGUCAGAGCGGAGCUGUCUGGUCAUGUAGCGCGUCGGUCUGAUUCCUCAGAACCUUCGUCAGGAGCAGCAGAGAACGAGGUUUAUCAGAGUUUCAGCAACGUCAGAAUCAACCUGUGCAGGUCUGACACUCUGGAGGAGGAAAGAUGGACAAACACAUCGAGUCGAGCUGAUCUGAACCAAACAGGACGUCACCUGCUUCACCUGACAGACAUCGACACAGCGCUGAGCGUGCUACUUCCUGUUGUCUCCUUUAGGUCUCACCGCUGCUCGGCUGCAGCCGCUGCGUCGUUGCCGCGGUGAUGUUCCGCCGUAAGAAGAAGAAGCACAGGCCAGAGAUCUCGGCACCGCAGGACUUCCAGCACCGCGUCCACACAUCCUUCAACGUCGCCACGGGACAUUACGUGGGUCUGCCGCCGCAGUGGCAGAGCGUCAUCGACACACUGAGGAGGCCGCGCCCCCUAGUGGACCCGUCCAGGAUCACCGACGUCCAGCUCGGACCCAAGAAGAGGAUCUGCCGCGGCAGCUUCAUCGGUCAUGGUGACUACAUCUCUCAUGUGAUCGCUGAGAUGAGCCGCCUGUCCGUCACCGGCUCCAAUUCUCUGCGCCGCAGCAGCCCAUCGGCACGGAAACGGGCACAGUCGCUGGGCCGACUGGGAGAACUGGCAGAGGACGAGUCGUACCAGUACAAAGAGCUCAGUCACCGUGGCGACAGGAAGAAUAACGGGAGCUCCACCUACUGGCAGGACAGGAUCCGACAGGUUCGCGGCGAGGGCGGCAGCCCCAAACUGAACGGAGCUCUGCCACGAGCAAAGUCCACCUGCGAGGUGGGGACUCUGUCUGAGGCCACGCCCCCCGCGCCUCAGAGGACAGGUUUAACAGGUGGACAAUACGCCCGCAGCGAGGGGGCGGGGCUAAGAGACGGGCGUGGACAGACAGGUGGGGUGAGCAGACAGAGGCCGACUUCCUGCCACUAUAACCUGCAGACUCUGGAGACCAACAGCAGACCUCAGCUGAGACCCAAAACACCUGUGAACCAGCUGCCCGACCUGCUGUCCUCCUCCACACAAACUCCCAGAAGGCCUCAUUCCUCCUACGACCUCAAGCUGACCUCCUCCCCCUCCCUGCUGCCCCCCCCGAACAGCACCAGCAGCCCCCUCACAGGUAGAGGGCUGCCUCAGCGCUCCCUGCGCCCCUCCUCCAGCUUCAACAUUGGACUUUCUCCAAAAACCCAGACGCUCCUGAACCAGCCCCGCCCCUCCCCCACGGGCUCCCCGGGACGCUGCCCCUCCUCCCCCCAGGUCCCCAAGCAGCAGACCGCACCUGCUACAGCGCCUGACAGCGGCGCUCCAAAGGUGACUCACGAUCAGUUCAAGGCGGCUCUGCAGAUGGUGGUGGACCCGGGGGACCCGCGGGCGACGCUGGAGAACUUCAUGAAGAUCGGCGAGGGCUCGACGGGCGUGGUGUGCAUCGCCAGAGAGAAGCUCAGCGGGCGGCAGGUGGCCGUGAAGAUGAUGGACGUGAGGAAACAACAGCGCCGAGAGCUUCUCUUCAACGAGGUGGUGAUCAUGAGGGACUACCGGCACGAGAACGUGGUGCAGAUGUUCCGCAGCGCUCUGGUGGAGGAGGAGCUCUGGGUCAUCAUGGAGUACCUGCAGGGCGGCGCUCUCACCAACAUCGUCAGUGAAACCAGGCUGAAUGAAGAACAGAUAGCGACGGUGUGUGAAGGCGUCCUGCAGGCGUUGUCGUAUCUUCACUCUCAGGGCGUCAUCCACAGAGACGUCAAGAGCGACUCCAUCCUGCUGACACUGGACGGGAGGAUCAAACUGUCAGACUUUGGUUUCUGCGCUCAGAUCAGUAAAGACGUCCCGAAGAGGAAGUCUCUAGUGGGGACGCCAUAUUGGAUGGCGCCAGAGGUGAUCUCCAAAACGGCGUACGGGACCGAGGUGGACGUCUGGUCUCUGGGCAUCAUGGUGGUGGAGAUGGUGGACGGAGAGCCGCCGUAUUUCAGCGACACACCGAUCACCGCCAUGAAGAAGCUGAGAGACGAACCAGCACCGAGCGUGAAGAACAUCCAGAGGGUGUCUCCGGUUCUGAAGGACUUCCUGGGCUGCAUGUUGACCCGCGACACGCAGCAGCGCUGCAGCGCCGCCGACCUGCUGGAGCACCCGUUCCUGCUGCAGGCCGACUCGCCGCGCUGCCUGGUGCCGCUGGUGGAGCAAUACCGCAAACGCAUGUCGCUCUGCUGAACGCCUGAACACACCAGAGACCACCUGAGACCACCUGAGGCCACCUGAGGCCACCUGAGACCACCUGAACACACCUGAAC
Messenger RNA from Thunnus maccoyii (southern bluefin tuna), 2509 nucleotides. It is a transcript of the gene pak6b, whose product is annotated as p21 protein (Cdc42/Rac)-activated kinase 6b. The transcript has 12 exons. The record is from RefSeq and is a predicted model, not a curated record. Gene Ontology annotation, biological process: regulation of MAPK cascade; intracellular signal transduction; protein phosphorylation. Bases 483 to 2429 code for a protein of 648 amino acids. Gene Ontology annotation, cellular component: cytoplasm. NCBI's taxonomy places the organism in Eukaryota, Metazoa, Chordata, Actinopteri, Scombriformes, Scombridae. Gene Ontology annotation, molecular function: protein serine/threonine kinase activity; ATP binding.